Molecule: messenger RNA, 2780 nt
Organism: Ectocarpus siliculosus
Lineage: Eukaryota; Phaeophyceae; Ectocarpales; Ectocarpaceae
Source: the annotation of a GenBank genome assembly
AUGUCGGCGAUGAUGAGCGAUAGCGAGUUAAGGGUCGAGAGGAGGUCGGGGGCCUCUUCCACCACCCCCGUGGAUACGGAUCGCAUCUCGGACCUGCAGGACUCUGUGAAACGCAUUGAGGAUAUGCUGGAGAAGCAGACGCUCUCCCCGAAGAAGCCUGGGCACGGGCACGAGGGGGUAGUCGACGUCGUCCUUGGGGCACAGUGGGGCGACGAAGGCAAGGGGAAGCUGGUGGACAUCCUGUCGCAAAACUACAACAUCUGCGCCCGAGUUGCCGGGGGUUCUAACGCGGGGCACACGAUCGUGGUUGGGGACAAGACGUUCAAGUUCCACCUCCUGCCCUCCGGCAUGCUGCACCCGGGCACCAUGGGGGUGAUCGGUAACGGCGUGGUGGUGCACAUCCCCACGCUCCUUAAGGAGAUGAAGUCUCUCGAAGAAGCCGGCAUCGACUUUGAGGGCCGCCUCAAGAUCUCCGAUCGAGCGCACAUCGUCUUCGACUUCCACCAGCAGGUGGACGGGGUUCAGGAGGGAAACUUAGGCCGCAACAAGAUCGGCACCACCAAGAAGGGUAUCGGGCCGGCGUACUCGUCCAAGAUCGUCCGCAACGGCGUCAGGAUAGGAGACUUGCGGUUCUUCGACGACUUCAAGGAACGCUUCCGGGCCCUGGUGGAACACGCCGAGCGGGCGCACGGGAACUCCUUGCACGUGGACGUGGAGAAGGAGAUCGGCUACUACGCGUCUGUCCGCGAGCUGAUCGUGAACAUGACGGCGGAUACGAUCGCCCUCACCAACACGGCCUUCGACUCGGGCAAGCGCAUCCUCGUGGAGGGCGCCAACGCCACCAUGCUCGACAUCGACUUCGGGACCUACCCCUACGUGACUUCGUCCAACCCCAGCGUAGGCAGCGUGUGCACGGGGCUGGGGGUCCCGCCGAACAAGAUCUCCAACAUCUUCGGGACGGUAAAGUCGUACUGCACCCGUGUCGGAGAGGGACCCUUCCCCACGGAAACCUUGGGCGAGACCGGGGACACUCUCAGGAAAAACGGGGGGGAGUUCGGCACGACCACGGGGAGGCCGCGCCGCUGCGGGUGGCUGGACAUCCCCCAGAUGCGCUACUCCACCCUGGUGAACGGCUACUCCGUGCUCAACCUCACCAAGCUCGACGUGCUUACCGGGAUGGAGGAGGUGCAGAUCGGCGUGGCGUACAAGUUCGAGGGGAAGUGCCUGGAAUCCAUGCCUUCCAGCCUCAAUGUGCUGAAGAACGUGCAGGUGGAGUACGAGGUUCUGGCGGGGUGGGAAGAGGACAUCUCUGACUGCAAGGAGUGGGAUGAUCUGCCGACGAACGCGCAGGUUUACGUGCGGCGAGUAGAGGAGCUGCUGGGAGUGUACAUCCGCUGGAUAGGCGUAGGCCAAGACCGGCUGGCCGUGAUCGACCGUUACGACCGUUACACGGGGAGCCCCUAAAGUUACUCCGCGUUGAGAGAAGACAAGAGAGAGGGUUGGUGGGUGAAACGCCCCCCGCGUCGAUGACCACGGCGUGAUGUUUCUGCAUCCGUCCCAAAUCCUAUGACAUCGCGGGGCUAGGGGGUAGGAGGCGAGAACCGUGUCAGGGGGGGGGGGAGGAGUGCCGACCAGAUGUAGGGAUGCCUUGUGGGAAUUUGAGUUGGGGGGACGGAAAUGGAAUUAGCCGUAAGGUACGGUACUAUCAGCGAGCACAGAGAAGAGGCUGGCUCUCCCUGGACGGGAAACACCGGAGGGUGGGACAAUUAAUUUUUGCCAAUGGGUUGCGUGCGACCAUGUGUGCGUAUGUAGCGUGGUGUGUUUGUUCUUUCUCUCUCUCUCUCUCUCUCUCUCUUCGUCUGUGAGAGCUGCCAACUGCCACCACUCAGUAAGCAUGCGGGCAGGUUUUGCUUUUCAUUCCACUCGUCAUGCACCCACCUGCACCCCUCACUUCUCAUUUUUCAAGUACUGCAGGAAGUUGUCGGGAGCAAACGCAUAUUGAUUUCCAGGGACAUUUUGGCGGGGGGGGGGGGCGAGGGGUGCUGCAAAUUCAAGUUUGUCUUGUGUGAUGGUUUCAUCGCUCCCGACAAGUUAAAUUGCUUGAUGUCGGCUUUGUCACCAACCAUCUUCUGUCAAGGUAUGCCGACAUGCCUACAGUACGUUCGGGAGGUUGGUAAAAAAAAAAAAUUGUGGCCCGCUGUUCUGCUGCUGCUGCUGCUGCGGCCGUUAGGGGUGGGGCAGGGGAGGUGGAGAUGGUAGUAAGCCGUUUGAAUUUACAGGGGGUGUCAGUAUAUAAUCAAACCGUGUUGUGGUGGUAUUUUUUUUGUGAUUUUCGUCUUCUUUCCAAUGUUAUAUCCCAGCAGGAUUUUUUUUGGGGGGGGGGUAGUGGACGAGAGAGAGAGGCGGAGGGAAGGCAGAUUUUGAAGUGGCGGAGGGAAGGAGAGAGGGGGAUGGUCGGUCACGCACUCCCCAUGCGUGUGUCACAGCCGCUGUCGCCCGAUGGCUUCUCCGUAGCCGAUGAGGGUUGAUUGGUAAAGCUAAAGCUUUCGGCGAUCAUCAGCCACAAAAUAAUUGUUUGCACAAUUCCCUCUGCAUGUGCUCGAUAUUCCGAGGACUGGUUGAUGGGAAAGAGGAGCAGCAGGACCUACUGGUUUGCAGAGGGGCGCGCGCUAGUUUAGGGCAUCAUGUAGUACGCGUUUUGCUCUGCAGAAAGUCAAGUCUGGACUACUGCGCGUACAAAAUACGAAUAAAAACAUCCGUGCAUGCAUGCAUGAAUGACU